Molecule: messenger RNA, 180 nt
Organism: Laccaria bicolor S238N-H82
Lineage: Eukaryota; Fungi; Basidiomycota; Agaricomycetes; Agaricales; Hydnangiaceae
Exons: 2
Coding region: 1-180 (59 amino acids)
Source: RefSeq, a predicted model, not a curated record
AUGAUGAAAACUGCGCUCAGAGACUUCCUGUCGGAUCGUUUAGUAACUGUGUGUGUGACCAUUCACGGUAAUCGAUGCCGCUCAAGUCUCUUACUGACGCAUACUGCCCAUAAUUUCUCCCUUUGUGACGCUUUCUCAGAUCUCAAGCAGCAUAUACACUGCGUUUUAGUCCUAGGCUGA